Molecule: messenger RNA, 519 nt
Organism: Ogataea angusta
Lineage: Eukaryota; Fungi; Ascomycota; Pichiomycetes; Pichiales; Pichiaceae
Exons: 1
Coding region: 1-519 (172 amino acids)
Biological process (GO): deadenylation-independent decapping of nuclear-transcribed mRNA; deadenylation-dependent decapping of nuclear-transcribed mRNA; positive regulation of catalytic activity
Cellular component (GO): P-body
Molecular function (GO): enzyme activator activity; mRNA binding
Source: RefSeq, a predicted model, not a curated record
AUGGCCAAGAAGAAAGCACAGUCGCCCCCCGAGGAGACGAUCGACGAGCAGAAGACGCUCGAGAUAUACAAGCAGGCGCUCACGUUCAACGUGAUAGCGAAAUACGACCCGCUGAUCGACCAGCUCGUGCAUCUGACCUCGUACUGUGUGGUAUACCGCUUUGACUCCGAGCAGAACGACUGGGUGAAGCUCGACUUCCAGGGCCCGCUGGCGAUCUAUUCGCGCAAGAGCGAGGUGGCAGGGCCCACGCCAGCGCCGCAGAUUGUCCAGAACGACCAGCUGUACACGUUUGGGCUCAUUGUGCUCAAUAGAAUCAAGCCGGAGAAUUUCAGCAUCGGGCUCAUAAGCAACAAGCAGCUGACCGACCCGGACGACGGGAUCAUUGUCGAAAACACAGACAAGCUCAUCAUUGUGCGCGACCUGAGCCAGCAGACGUACGGCCUGUGGAUCUUCGACGCCGCCGACAGAGACUAUAUUUGCGAGAUCUUGAAAUACUGUAUAGAAGGAGAAGAGAACUAA